CGCUGCGACGUGCUGCUGCCCGAGGCGGGCGACGCGGGCCCCGGGCUGGCCGUCGACUGCGACGCCGUCGCGUGGCCGGUGGACGCGGCGCUGCCGCCGGGGGCGCCCGUCGUCGCCUUCAGCCAGCGGGCCGCCGGCCUGCAGGCGCUGCCGCAGCACGCGCUGGGCGCGCCCGGCCGGCCGCCGCUGCGCAGGCUCGACCUCUCCCACAACCUGCUUCGCCGGCUCACCGAGAGGUUGCUGGGCAGCCUGCGAGACUCUCUGGUGGAGCUCCGGCUGGCGGACAACCUGCUGGGCGACGGCCUCAACCCCGUGUUCUCCAGCCAGGAGCUGCGCGGCCUGCGACGCCUCGCCCUGCUGGACCUCUCCAGGAACCAGCUGCGCGCGCUGGAGCCGGGCCUGCUGGAGGGAUGCACCGAGCUGCAGGAGCUGCUGCUGGACGGCAACGCGCUGUCUGAGGUCCCCGCUUCGUCCCUCAACGGACCCCGGGCGCUGUCCGUGCUGUCGCUGUCCGGAAACCGCAUAGAGACGGUCCCCACCGGUGCCUUCUCCGGGCAGAGCUCCCUGGAGCGGCUGGAGCUAGCCAACAACUCCAUCACCACACUGGAGGGAAGUGCGUUUGCCGGACUCUCCAGGUUGCGCUACCUCGGGCUCUCCAGGAAUCGGCUGGAUAAGCUCAACAGUGAUGUCUUCCAAGGCGCAGACAACUUGGAGCAGCUGGACCUGUCGCAGAACUUCCUGAAGGAGGUGCCGGCCGCUGCCAUAAAGGCCUUUGCCAGCCUCCGCCACCUCAACCUCUCUGCCAACACCAUACAGACCCUGGAGAACAGCCAGCUGGCCUCGCUGCCAGACCUGGAGUCACUGGAUCUCAGCCGCAACCGCAUCGCCAGCAUCUCCGCCGGAACGUUUCGGGGCCUCGGCAAGCUGAGAAUGCUCGACCUGGGUGUCAACAUGCUGCGCACGGUGGAGGACGGUACGUUCGAGGGGCUGCCGGCGCUGUCGCGCCUCUCGCUGCUGGACAACAAUGUGCUGUUGCUACCGGCUGCAGCGCUGUCACGCCUGCCACGGCUGUCACACCUGCAGCUGGGCUUCAACCGUGUGGCGGCACUGUCGGCGGACAUCCUGCGGCCGCUCUGCCCGCGACUCGAGGCGCUCUCCCUGGCCAGGAACCUCGUCAGGGAGCUGCCGGCUGCCGUCUUUGCCGGCUGCGAACACCUCGCCGCCGUCGACCUUAGCGGUAACCUGCUCGCCGGUGCCCUCCAAGGGGGCGCGGCGCUGUCAGGCGUGGGGGCGACACUGUCGCGGCUGCGUCUGUCGGACAACCGGCUGUCGGCACUCCAGGGCCCGCUGCACCUGCCGCAGCUUAGGCUGCUGGACAUCUCUGCCAACAGGCUGACGGAGGUGCCACCCCUGUCCAACCUGACGUCGCUGCUGCACCUCAACCUCAGCUCCAACCCCCAGCUGGGGCCAGCACUCGGGGGCAGUGCGCUGCGCAGCUUGCACCAGCUGCAGGUGCUCGACCUGUCCUCCGUGGGGCUGAAGCACGUCACUCCGGCACUGCUCGAGCCCUGUCCCAACCUGCGGACUGUCAGUCUCAAGGGCAACCAGCUGCAGGAGGUGCCCGAGGCCGCAUUCGCGGCACUGCGCAACAUCACCACACUCGACCUGUCCGAGAACUCCAUCCUCAACGUGCGGGCCGGCGCUUUUUCUGGGCUGUCGUCACUCCGGGUGCUGCGCCUCCAGGGCAACAGAAUCUCCGCCUUCAAGGGCGAGUUCUUCCGUGGCGCAGAGCCGACUGCACUCGAGGAGCUGGACGUGUCGAGGAACGAGCUGAGCUACGUGUUCCCGUCGGCGCUGAAGAGGACGCACCCGCUGCUGCGCGAACUGCGCGCCGCCGACAACAGGCUCAGCUUCUUCCCUGCGGCGGAGCUCAUCUCGUCGCUGCAAUUCCUCGACACGGUCGACCUCUCCGGCAACAACCUCAAAACUGUCGACGACCUCGACUUCGCGCGCCUGCCCCGUCUACGCAGGCUGCUGCUCGCGCGUAACGUCAUCGAGAGCGUCAGUGAGGCCGCCUUCCACAAUUCCACACAGCUGCAGGAGCUGGACCUGUCGGACAACCGCCUGGAGCGCAUCGGCGAACGCCUGCUUGAAGGGCUGCUGCGCAUGGCACGCCUCGACCUGUCCGGGAACCUGCUUUCGGAGCUGCCGGAGGCGGUGUUCGAGCGGGCGCGGCUGCACGCGCUGGAGGACGUGGCGCUGGCCAGGAACCGCUUCCAGGAGGCGCCACUGCGCGCCCUCCAGCGUCAGUACUUCUUCCUAGGCUCUGUAGACCUGUCCGCCAACCAGAUCCGUGACCUGCCUGCUGAUGACAGCACCCUGGUGAACAUCAAGCAGCUCGACCUGUCGGAGAACCCGCUGAGUGCAGCAGCGGUGGCGGCGGUGCUGUCCGAGCCCAAGACGGUGCGGCGGCUGCGGCUGUCACGCGUCAACUUGACGGCACUGCCCGCCGGCCCACUGGAGACGCCCUUCCUGAGGGAGCUCGACCUGUCCGGCAACGCCGUGACACGCCUGCCACCCGCCGCCUUCGAGCGGGCCACCCUGCUGGAGGUGCUUGACGUCUCCCACAACCAGCUCUCCAGGCUGGACCGUGAGACGUGGCGGCGGCUGCCGGCCCUGCGGGAGCUGCGGCUGUCGGGGAACCCGGUGGCGGCAGUGCAGGCCGGCGACCUGGACGGGCUGCGAACCCUGGCCCACCUAGAUGCCAGCGACCUGCCGCAGUGCACCCGCAUCGAGGCCGCCGCUUUCCGCGGGCUGAGGUCCCUCCAGGAGCUUGCCGUCUACGGAUACCCCAGGCUGGGCUUCCUGGACGUGCGCGCCGUGCUGCGUGGCCUGCCCCCUCUGGAGAGCCUGGACGUGGAGACGACGGAGGCCUCCCUCGGCAGCGACCAGCUGGCGGCCACGCUGCACCCCCGGCUGCGCCACCUCGGGCUGCACGGCCGCGCCCUGCGACAGGUGUCCGGGGGCGCACUGGCCGGGCUCCGUGCGUCCGGCCUCGAGGUGUGGCUGCGCAACACGUCUGUAUCGUCACUGCCGCCCGCACUCUUCUUCGCGCUGCCGCGCUCCAGCCGUGUGCUGCUAGACGUGACGGGCAGCCGCGUGACAUCACUCGGCGCCCCCGUGCUGUCAGCACUGGACGAACGGCGGGCCGGCGUCUCCCUGAGGGGCCUGGCUUCGAAUCCGGUGCGUUGUGACUGCCACGCACGGCCCCUCAGGAGGUGGCUGACCGGGUCCACUGGGCGUGACAUGCAGGUCACCUGCGCGAGCCCCGCCUCUCUGUCCGGCCGCCUGCUGUCGGACGUGGACGACUCGGAGCUGACGUGCGACGCCGCCUCCAGCACCGCCACGACAGAGGCGCCCGCCACUUCCGUCUCCACGGUGCCGCCACCAGCGGACGAGCCGGACAUCAUAUGGACGGCCAAGCCCACCUCUCGGCCCGGCAGUGCCACCGGCCAGGGCAGCGGGGGCGGCGGCGAAGAGGAUGGCGGCAAACUGGCCGCGCCCGGUACGGCGCCCGGGCCAGCGGCGGCGUCACCGGUGCAGCCGCGGCCCAACGACGACACGCUCAUCAUCGGCAUCGUGGUGGGCGUCGUCGCCUUCAUCGCCAUCCUGGUGGCCGGGGUCUGCGUCAUCCGCGGGCGCGGAGUCGGCGGGGGCGGCGGCGGGGGCGGGGGCGGGAACGGCGCCGGCGGCCGGCCCGCGUCGUCCCAGUACCGCGGGGGCGGCCCUGGCUCGGCCCCCGGUUCUACGUGCACUUGCGUGAAACCGCCGAUGCCGCUGGCACCGCCCCCCGUGUACUACACGCUGCCUGGCAAGCACGGUCACCUGCGGGUCGCAUCGGCGCCGGCGCAGCAGGUGCCGCCGUACCUGCAGGGUCCGGGACCUGGGUCGGGGCUGGGGCCCAGCCCGUACUACCUGGCCUACCCUGCCGAGGACAAGGACUACCGGUGA
This is a messenger RNA of Schistocerca serialis cubense, 4011 nucleotides long. Its product is annotated as chondroadherin-like protein. Gene Ontology annotation, molecular function: protein binding. Gene Ontology annotation, cellular component: extracellular matrix. The record is from RefSeq and is a predicted model, not a curated record. NCBI's taxonomy places the organism in Eukaryota, Metazoa, Arthropoda, Insecta, Orthoptera, Acrididae. The annotation marks the transcript as partial. The transcript is spliced from 17 exons.